UGCCUGUCCCAGGCCAUGCGCUUCGCCGUGGAGGAGAUAAACAACUCCAGCACCCUCCUCCCCAAUGUCACCUUGGGCUACGACAUCCACGACACCUGGUCAGAGCCCGCCAAUCUCCAUGCCACACUGCAUGCCCUCGCCCGGAAAGGCGGGCGGGAGGUUGAGGUGCUCCCCACCUUCCACCACUAUGAGCCCGAGGCGGUGGCCAUCAUUGGACCUGACAGCACCCAGCUGGCCCUUACCACAGCAGCUGUCCUUGGCGUCUUCCUCGUGCCACAGAUUAGCUAUGAAGCCUCCUUGGAGAUGCUGAGCCUGAAGCGGUUCUACCCCUCGUUCCUGCGCACCAUUCCCAGCGACAGGCAGCAAGUGAAGGCCAUCUUCCUGCUGCUGCAGCAGUUUGAGUGGACUUGGGUCACGCUGCUGGGCAGCGACAACGCCUACGGCAGGGACAGCUUGGAUGCCCUCUACAAGCUGCUGACCGCAAGCGAUGUGUGCGUUGCCUACCGAGGCAUCAUCCCUGUCAACAAGGAUGCCAGCAGCCCGGAGCUCCACAACCUGGUCAGAAUCCUCACAGAUGUCAGGGUCAACGUCACUGUUGUAUUCUCUGACAGCCAAAGCGCACGCCCUUUCUUUGAGGUGGUGGUCCAGAGGAAUGUCACAGGCAUGGUGUGGGUGGGCUCUGAAGAUUGGUCGUUAGCCCAAGCAAUCUGGCAGGUGCCUGGCAUCCAGAGUAUUGGCUCGGUGAUUGGGAUGUCGGUUGAGAAGACAGAGUCCAUGAUGCUGGAACGCUUUGAUUCUUGGAAGACAGCAGAGGAAAGUGCUGUGGCUGAAUGUGCGGGCAGCAUGGAGGCAGGAGGGAGAAUUGGAGGGAGCACCCAGUGCUGCGCUGGCUGCUGCUCGCUCACCACUGCCCCUGACAUGUAUGAUGCUCGAGCCUCCUUCAGCGUGUACUCAGCCGUGUAUGCUGUGGCUCACGGCCUCCACGACCUGCUCGGCUGCGCCUCGGGGGCGUGCAGCAAAGGCACAGUCUAUCCCUGGCAGCUUCUACAAAAAAUCAAGCAAGUAAACUUCACCCUGUACAAGAGCCACAUCUCUUUUGAUGCCAAUGGGGACAUUUGUAAAGGCUAUGACAUCAUCAUGUGGAACUGGAGCGGCCCGAGCUGGGCUUUUGACUUGAUAGGAACUUUCAGUGUGAACCCCGACAGGCUGAGCAUUGACCAGGGCAAAAUUGUGUGGCACACAAAAGAUCCACAGGCCUGUCACCGAGGGGAGAAGCGGCUGCAGCGGAGCCACCACAGAUGCUGCUUCAGUUGCGUGGCCUGUCCCUCAGGAACCUUCCUGAACAGAUCAGACCUCUACAGCUGCCAGCCCUGCGGGAUAGAUGAGUGGGCCCCGGCGAGAAGCGAAGCUUGCUUCAACCGCACCAUUGAGUUUCUGUCCUGGUUUGAGCCCAUCUCCUGCGCGCUGCUGACCCCCACCAUCCUCCUCAUGCUGCUCAUGGCAGGGCUGGCCAUCCUCUUCAUGAUGAAUGCCUCCACGCCAGUGUCCACGCCGGUGGUCAAGUCUGCAGGCGGGAAGAUGUGCUUCCUCAUGCUGGGUGCUCUAGCCUGCGCCUGCAGCAGCAUCUUCUGCUACUUCGGGGAGCCCACUCGGCAUGCGUGCCUGCUGCGGCUCCCCCUUUUUGCCAUCGGCUUCACCGUCUUCCUCUCGUGCGUGGCAACUCGCUCCUUCCAGCUCAUCUGCAUCUUCAAGCUGAACGUGCGCUGGCCGGCCCUCUACGAUGCCUGGCUGCGGC
This is a messenger RNA of Phaethon lepturus (White-tailed tropicbird), 1795 nucleotides long. RefSeq names its product taste receptor type 1 member 1-like. Gene Ontology annotation, cellular component: membrane. Lineage: Eukaryota; Metazoa; Chordata; Aves; Phaethontiformes; Phaethontidae. Gene Ontology annotation, molecular function: G protein-coupled receptor activity. Gene Ontology annotation, biological process: G protein-coupled receptor signaling pathway; sensory perception of umami taste. The record is from RefSeq and is a predicted model, not a curated record.